AUGGUGUCUGUGAUAUUAUUCCUAGUUCCUCUAGUUACUCAUUAUUAUUUAUCUAAGUAUGAAUCAUCUUCAAUGCUAGGAUUAAAUGCAAUGCAUAAUUUAGAUUCAUUAGCUGAUAUAUCAACUGUAAACCCAGACGACUUAAAACUUAGGAUAAAAGUAAUGUUAAGAAUCAAGACCUUACAUGAAUACAAAACAUGGAAUACCUUGGUCGGUGGCAAAUUGGAAACUGAGUCUGACUAUACCUACAAUAGAAAAGUUUGUGACAAACAUUUCACAGACAGGGAUCGAAACCGUUACAAGAGACUUAAUGCACUUGCCGUCCCAUCACUUCAUUUGUUGGACAACUUUGCUGUGCUUGGAGAUAGCAACAGGGUCUCAAGCAAGAAUCAAGCUCUUCUAAAACAAAAAAAAGAGGAACCAAAAAUACCGUACUUCGAUACCUGCAGCGAGAUUUGUCGCUUACGUAAGAGAGCGAAAUCUUUCAAAGACAGACUAUCCCUGGCCGCUAAAUUGUGCAAAGUCAAUGCCUUUGGAGAGGUGGUGAAAAAUAUGAGCAAAUGA
This is a messenger RNA of Pieris macdunnoughi, 564 nucleotides long. The record is from the annotation of a GenBank genome assembly. NCBI's taxonomy places the organism in Eukaryota, Metazoa, Arthropoda, Insecta, Lepidoptera, Pieridae.